GAGCUGCUGGACCACUGCAUGGUGGACGUCGCGAUGGGCUGGAACAGCCUGGCGGAGCAGAGCCCCAGCCUCGCCGCGGCAGGGAAGCUCUCGCUCCGGUUCACCCUCCGGUCCGACCACGGCGAGGAGGACCUGGUGAGGUGUUUGCCGCUGGGGCAGUGGCCGAUGCCGCCCACCACGCAGACGUUGCUCAGCGGGCUCUAUACGCUGAGGACCUCGGACAAGGUCGCGGAGCUGUGCGUGGGCGCUGCCGGCUGGUGGCGCGCGCGAGAGCGGGUGCCCGUCGAGGCCUGCGUCGAGCCUGGCCCCCCCGAGCUGCGGGCGCUGGGGCCCGGCGCGCUCUGCAGGCAGGCUGGCCGGGCGGUGCUGCUGAAGGAGCCGGGCGACGACGGCGACGUGGUGAGCCUGCGCGCCCGAGUGCACCCGGAGGGGUGGGUGAGCCUCGCGCAGUGGUUCCCCAGCGCGGGCGGGGACUCCCAGUUCAGCAGCGCCUUCUGGGAGCCUCUGUCCGCUGAGCUCGGCCACUCUGGGUGGAACCACUUCAUGCAGGAGCCGGAGGCGCGCCACCUGGACGUGCUGCGGCGCCACGCGGCCGACGCGUGCGCCCGCUUCGAGAGGGAGCAGGCGGAGCUGAGGGAGUUGGCGCAGUCCUGGGCCAAGACCGCCAGCGAGGCCGUGGACGACGACGAGCAGGGUCUCGUCAGGGCUGCCGGCCUUGACGCCCCUGGUUCACGUGCCGAGAUCCGCGCCGCCGCGGUCGCCAGCAGAGAUAAGGCGCGCGAUCAAGCGAUCUUCUGCCUGCAGCACUACGUCCAGGCUGCAAGCGAGAGCCUCGUGCUGCCGCCCAAGGAGGAGCAGCGCCCCGAGCGGGCCUCCUGCAGCCGGGAGUGGCAGGCUCGGGAGGCGGAGAGGCGGCUGCGGGAGAUGCAGCCGCCGAGAGGUUUCGGCGAGUGGGCGGCGUGCGACGCGGGGGCGGUGCUGAGGCGGGUGGCCAAGGCGCGCGACGCCUCGAAGGAGGCCAGCGCGGAGGCCAUCGUGGCCGAGUGCAAGCUCCGAGUCGCUAGGAACAUGGAGCGCCGCGCCGAGGAGAUCGCAGCGCUGGAGCUGGCGUGGCGUGGCAAGCGGAAGACGGCACAGAGCAAAGACAAGGUUUUCCAGGACGAGAUCUCCCGGCUCUCGAGGCUGAGCGCCCACCUGCCAGAGCUCCUGCCAGACCUGCUGUCGAGGGCGAACGACUACGUCAAGAAGGAGCUACUGGCCCUCGGACCGCUGGACCAGUCCAGGUUUCUGGAGAUCUUCGCCAUGGAGCGCAGCCUCGCGCACUACGACGCGGAGCUGGACCGCAUGGAGAAGCUGUCCGGAUCCGGAGCGCGCCACGCAGUGCAUGGCACCACUCACGACGGCAAGCGUUGUGUGUUGAAGGUCUUCGACCUGAAGGACAAGGCCAAUCUGGCUGGCUUCGUCAAGGAGGUGGUCCUCCACAGGCGGCUGAACCCGGGCGGGCCGCCGAGGCGCGCCGGGCAGAGGCCCGGCCCCGCGGAGCCGGCGCCCCGCCUGGUGGUGCCGCUGCGGCAGGCGUUCCUCGACCUCAGCCCCGAGCGCGGGGCCAUCGGCAUCCUGCACUUCGACCGCUACCUGUGCGACCUGGACGAGUGGGGCCGGGACCACGCGAGGAAGGAGGAGGAUCCGCCGGGUGCUGUGCGCCUUAUGUCCUUCAAGAUGGUGCAGUCCGUUGGCUACAUCCAUUCCCUCGGGAUCGUCCACGGCGACCUGAAGCCCUCCAACUGGCUCUUCGACGAGGAGAACAAG
Molecule: messenger RNA, 1809 nt
Organism: Prorocentrum cordatum
Lineage: Eukaryota; Dinophyceae; Prorocentrales; Prorocentraceae
Source: the annotation of a GenBank genome assembly